Molecule: messenger RNA, 2298 nt
Organism: Odontomachus brunneus
Lineage: Eukaryota; Metazoa; Arthropoda; Insecta; Hymenoptera; Formicidae
Product: leucine-rich repeat-containing protein 45-like
Exons: 6
Coding region: 112-2244 (710 amino acids)
Cellular component (GO): centrosome
Molecular function (GO): protein binding
Source: RefSeq, a predicted model, not a curated record
CUCGCGAUCGAUACGUGACUCACGUCAAAGCUGACCGACAAAUUGAAUCGAACUGUCGACGCGAACGCUUCUGUCGGGAGGGUUACUACGAAAAUUUCAAGUAGAAGAAGAAUGCUGCAGGAUUACGAACUUUUUGCUCGUUUGUGUGAGAAACGCGGAAUUUCCUCGAUUCCCGAAAUCUCAGACGCGAUCAGAGUUAGCAGUAUCACCGGGGAGCUACGAUUGUCUUGCCUAUCGAUAAUGAUACCGGUCUGCGAGAUUAUAGCGCGGACGUUGGUGUCCAGCCACACGAUCAAAACUAUCGACCUGAGCGACUGCAUGUUACUGUCGAAGGGUCUCGCCAGUAUCCUCGACGCGCUUUGCCAAGGCACCACCGUGACGACUCUGCACCUGAAAGGCAACAACGUGAACGGGCCUGCUGUGGCCCAGCUGGGCAGGGUCUUCGCGUGUAAUAACACGCUCAAGCGGCUGCAUAUCGAGUGGAACAGCAUCGGUUCGGACGCGAACUCGUUCACCGCUUUUUGCGACGGUCUGGUGAAAAAUCACAACAUCGAGCAGCUUGAUCUUAGAUACAAUCAGAUAUCGUCGCAUUGUGCCGAGCAUUUGUGCAAGAUAAUACGCGCGAACAAGUCCUUGAAGAGCAUCGACUUAUCUUGGAAUACCUUGGGCCUGCAAGGCGGUCGACUGCUAUUGAACGCUAUGCGUGAGAACAAGACUAUCACCGACCUUAUGCUGCGCGGAAACUGCAUAUCUGAGGACAUCGCGCUCGCGAUCGAAGAACGAUUGCGGGAGAACCGUCGUACGACAAGUGAAUUCGUUUUAUCCGCCAACGUGGAGACGGUCAAGUCUCCGAGAACAACAGAAAGGGAGGAUCUCGUGGCGUCUAUAAUGAGUGACGAAAUGUUUCUCCAAACCGCUCGUAUUCGGAAGCAAAGACUCCCACAACGAAGAGAGAAACUCAAGACACGAGUUUAUCAAGUGCCUGAAGAUAUCUUGGAAGUAAAUUCGAAAGACGACUCGGAAAUAGAUUCGGAAGUAAACGUAGAAGCCGAGAACGAUAGCAAAAUUGAUUCUAAUGUGAAUAUCUCUUCAAAAGAUCGCGAUAACAGGGUGAACGAAAUGGACACCAAAAUCGCCGAUCUCGGCAAAAUGCUGCAGGAACGUACCGCGGCGAUUGAUCUGUUAACCGGUGAGAUUGCAACGAAAGUCACGGAAAUGAAUGACACGCGGGCACAGCUGAACUUGCUGCAGACUCAGAUUAAUCAGUUCCAGGAGGAUAAGGAGAAGUUCGAUUCGAACAAGGCGAGGGAAAUCGCGGAGUUGCGAAAGAAUUACGACCAGGCGGAGGAAAACUGGCGGAAGAAUUACAAGGACUUGAAGAACAAUUUUAACGAAUGCUCGCGAAGUAAAAAGGAAGCGGAAUCUAAAGUUCACCGAUAUGAAACGGAGAUUCACAGAGGCUCGUUGAAAAUUAACCUGCUAAGAGACAAACUCGUCUUUGCUACACGGACGUAUGAUGAUCUACUGUCGAAAACCAAGACUGAAAUUCAUCGUAUGAGAAGAGAAUGGAGAGAGCGCGACAACAAGCACAAAAUAGAGCAGAAUUUGUUGAAAAACACGCUCAAGGAGACCACGCAGGCUUUAGAGGAUUGCCAAAUCGAGCUGCAAAAGAGCAGAAAAGAGUCGCGUGAUCUGCUCAAGAGUCAAACUCUUUUAAAAACUAAGUUGGACGAUGCUGAAUAUAAAAUUCUUAGGUACGCGAAUUUGGAAGGAAAACAUAGAAAAAUAGAAGAGGAGAAAAACAUGUUGGAGGAGAAAUUAGCUGAUUCCCAAAAAAUUACGUCCUCCUUACAGCGUCAGAUUGAACAUCUUCAGAGCGAACUGGUCGAGCCUCAAAGACGUGAAAAUUUGCUCAAGGAGGAACUAGAAUUAGAAAAACUAACGAACGAGAGAUUAAAACGAGAACUUCAUGAGGACAGCGCCAGACAGAAAGAUCAAAAUCUCCAAAUGGAAAAGAUGAAUCAACAAAUCAUUCUAUUGAACUCACAACUGAACGACAUUCGAGUUACUCACGCCGAAAUAUUACACGAGAGGGAAAAGGAGAGAAAACAAUAUCAAGAUAUUAUUUCGAGCAAGGAACGUUAUAUCUCCGAAUCGCGCGCUGAGGAAGUUCAAAGAGCCGGCCAACUCUACGCGGCUUUUAAUAAAUACUUAAGUUCUAUAGCACCGAAUGCCACUUUAUAAUUAUUCUUUAAUACUGAUAAAUAUUGUGUCUGAAUAAAGACCUAUUAUAAAUUA